Messenger RNA from Prorocentrum cordatum, 185 nucleotides. Lineage: Eukaryota; Dinophyceae; Prorocentrales; Prorocentraceae. The record is from the annotation of a GenBank genome assembly.
GCCGCAAGCGACGCUUCGAGUUCCGGCUGCAGGGCACCUUCGACGCCGCGCCCGGCGAGGCCUGCGAGGCCUUCUUCUGCAGCCACGUGCCGCCCGAUGCCGUGUCAAUGGAUUUCUGGGGAAACGUCCUCGUCAAGCCGGUCAUAGCCUUCAUCAAUAAGCUGAACUCUGGCCAGGGUACAGGC